Engraulis encrasicolus (European anchovy) is the source of this 1420-nucleotide messenger RNA. RefSeq lists its product as uncharacterized. The transcript is spliced from 8 exons. Lineage: Eukaryota; Metazoa; Chordata; Actinopteri; Clupeiformes; Engraulidae. The record is from RefSeq and is a predicted model, not a curated record. The coding region runs from base 59 to 1321 and encodes 420 amino acids. Gene Ontology annotation, molecular function: DNA binding.
CCAAGACCCAAGCCUGCAAAAGACAGACGGUUCGGGAGGAGAAAUAGGACACGACACCAUGCCAGAUAAAGUCAUCCGUGAGAGUGUGCACCGCUCUUUUUUAAAGAAGGCUGAUGAGGUGCUGCCCAAGUUUUUCGACAAAGCUGUACAAGAAGGGGAAAGGAGUGCAAUCCAGAGAUUUCUGGCUCUGCUGGCUGGGACACUUGUGGGGGUUUCUGCCAACGCAAUGACUGUCAUGAAGAAAAUGAAAGCAUCAGAAGUGCAGAAGGCGAGGAGAACGGAACGGGGCUACGUGAUCUACAUUAGUUACCUCAUAAACCCUAACGGCAAGAGGUUCUUUGGCGAUGCACUGAUUCCUGUGAACUCCCAAACAUACGGCAUCAUGAAGUCAUGGCUGCAGGCCAGGGAGGACAUUCCCGGUUGGAGCUCAGAGUUCUUCUUUUCCAGCAACACUGGGGGGAGGGUGAAUACUUCCCUCCUGCUGGCCCAGUUCAAAAGGAUUUGGGUGGAGCUGGGACUGCCACCCCGACCGCCAACCUUCAUAGACCUUCAUGACUCCAUUGUCGAACAUGCAUUGACGUCAGCUUUAAGGCUUAUGUCAGAACCUGACCCUGACCUCGUCGUGCGCAUGUCGAUAUACAUGUACUACGAUCUGGCUGCCUCCAGAUGGUUUUUAAAAGAUGACGAGGCCCGGGAAAAGGCGUUUCAAGAUGUUAAAGAGCUGUUUCAAGACGACCUGGCACAGGAGGAGGAGGAGCCAGCCCAGGAGGAGGUGGUCAAGGAAGAGGUGGCUGAAGAGGAGGUGAUUAAGGAGGAGGCUGUUCAUGAGGAGGAGGAGGUGAAAUGGAACAGGAGGAGGCUCAGGAAGAGGGCAGUCAACCAGGAGGAGGUGAACAGUCAGCAGGAGUUGGUUAAGGAGGAGGUGAACAGCCAGGAGGUGGUGAUUAAGGAAGAGGUGGUUGAAGAGGAGGUGAUUAAGGAAGACCCGGCCCAGGAGGAGGUGGUAAAGGAGGAGGUAGUUCACGAGGAGGAGGCGAGCAACAAGGAGGAGGUGAAAUGGAACAGGAGGAGGCUUAGGAAGAGGGCAGUCAACCAGGAGGUGAACAGUCAGCAGGUGGUGAUUAAGGAGGAGGUGAAAUGGAGCAGAAGGAGGGUCAUGAAGAGGGAGUUCCACCAGGAGGAGAACGGUGAGGAGGAGGAGGUCAAGAACAAGAUCUUAAGGACGAGGGUCUCUGUGCUGCUUUCACCGCUCAGCCCGAGAACCAUGAGGAGGUGGACAGGUCGGGGAAGUCACCAGGGAACACCGGCAGGAGUCCCCUAAAACUAGAGGUAACAAAUCUAGAAAAAAAUAUUAAUGCAGUCAAUAUUUUAAAUAAAUUAAAAACAUGAUGAUAUUAUCAUUUUGUCAUAAUAGGAACCU